This is a messenger RNA of Pan troglodytes (chimpanzee), 9081 nucleotides long. It is a transcript of the gene MYOM2, whose product is annotated as myomesin 2. The record is from RefSeq and is a predicted model, not a curated record. The transcript has 37 exons. Gene Ontology annotation, molecular function: protein binding. Gene Ontology annotation, cellular component: M band. NCBI's taxonomy places the organism in Eukaryota, Metazoa, Chordata, Mammalia, Primates, Hominidae. Bases 4209 to 8606 code for a protein of 1465 amino acids. Gene Ontology annotation, biological process: sarcomere organization.
UAAAUCUUAAGUUUCAUUAGAAUACAGCAUGUUUCCUUGCACUUACAUAUGGCCUUCAAAAGACAAAACCAAAAACAAGAAUCAGGAAAAGGAAUCAAAAUUGGACACUAAACAGGACUGUCAACACCUAAGUCAUAACCAAUAGGUGGUGUCGAAUUAGGAUACGCUUGAGAAAUGGGGUUUGAAAGAGAGUUGUCCGUGAGAGAUGCUAAACAAUAAACAGCACCAGGCUUAUAAAACACCUUCCCGAAUCACAUAGAACAAAGCAUCUUCUAUGAAUGGUGCAGGCUGGAUGUCACAGCCUCCUCUUCCCCCAAGGCCUGUAAAAUGAAGUCAGUUUUAAACUCGGAAUUGAACAUUGUCACACAGUUUAGGUAUCAGCUAUCACUGACGGUGGGAGACUUCAAAAUAAUUUUGCACGUUCACAGACUUUAUAGCUAAUCCUUGAGCAACUCGGCGUGUGGCCUACAUACCUGUGAAGAAUUGUCACAGUGAUUUCCAGAUCCAGAAUGUAAUUUGCCCAAAACCAGGCUUCCAACCUUGACACAUUUAUUCCACCCAUUAAACACCUGUGUGCGCAUAAAGACAUCUCGGGAGCUGUCGUCCCUCCAUCAAAUCACAGGCUCGGGUGUGACAGUGUGAGCUUCCUGGACUUUCAAGCAGAUUGAGUAGCUCAGUUGGGGGGAGAAGCUUAGAGACGAGUGAGAUUAAAAUGUGAAGCCAUUUGUUUUUCUGAAAAUUUGAUGUUACCCUUUGCAGGACAGUCUUCAAAGUUUCUUCUGCCUCCAUGGCAUAAUUUGGAAAAUCUCUGAAACGUCAAACGGUCCUAAUGUAAUUGACCUUACAUACACAAUCUAAGAAAAAAUGUAAUCUAUCAAAAAGAUACAGCCUGUCCAUUAGCAAAAUCGCCAUGUCGUGUCAUCUUUCAAAUACAUGCAGAAGCCAAAACAGUCACUUUUUCUCUUUGGUUUUAGACAACAGACCCUGCUGGAGUCAUAAUACAGGACAACUUGAUACAAAAUCUAUUUAACUAAAGUUGCCCUUAUCCUUGAGAUGAAUUUCCUGGGAGUUAUGAGGUCAAGCACGGUUCCCUUUCCAGCUAAAUAGCUGCCCAACAGCUGUUGCUAUUUGGAACAUGUUUACUCCUAAAACCGCUCUGUAGUUCUGUGGUUCACAUGGUGUCUUAGUCUUGCUGACACUGUGGUGCUGUGUGGCUCUAACGUCAAAUUCCAUUGUGACUGAGGAAUGAACUACAGGCCUUGUGCUUUCAUGACAGUCCCCUCCGAGGGGACAGAGUGCCACAGAGUCACCUAGAAACAGCCUGGACGGGCACAGAUAGCAAGACGUGCACCUGCGCAGCCCGGGACUCUCCUAGCGGGGCAGGGCACAGCCAGCAGGGAGUCAGCACUCAGCCUGCAGAGGCGCUGGGCACCGGACGCUGAUGCAAUAAAAGCACUUCACAUUUUCUAUGGAAAUUGGCUUUGGCAAUUUCCAUUUGUUUUCUUUUUCUGCUGUUCUGCCGCCUCCCAGGCCCUUGCCUUGUGAGGAUUUGCAGAAUGGAUGUCUCUGGCUCUCUGGCGAGCUCUGCACCCCAAUGCUCCCCCCACCUUCCCUGUCACAGAUCCCCCUCUGUGCAGACAGAGAUGCAGAACACAGAACAGAGAGUGCCCAUUGUCUUCCCCUGUGUGCAGAAGGGAUGGGGACCAAGGAUUGAGGACAACAGCCCAUUCUCUGCACCGUCCAGACCUUGGAACCCACUCCCUGUCUCCCCCGUGGCACUCAGGGAACACAUCGGAGAAACUCUUGGUGGCCUCUGCUGUUUAAAGAGGUCAUCGCAGUGAAGAAAAGAACAUGAAGUUGUUAAUUCCUUAUACUUUUUGUUAACUAUUCCAGGAUUUCCUUUGAAGUUCCUUUCGGUGUUCUUUUGAAAAGGUCAAGCUAUGGGGCUGAGUGAUUUGUAGCUGGAGUUGUGGACUCGUUCUGCGACCCUGGACCCUUAGGCAUGGCUGGGCCUUCUGCCUCACUCUGUCUAUCUGACUCCUCUGUCUAGUUAAAUGUCUAAUCAUUCACGUGGCACAAUGCAAACGCUCCCCCGUUUGUCAUUUGGGUUGAACACAUCAGAUAUUUGGAUUCUGGGUAGGGCUGGAUAAUAUCAAAGCAUUUCUGGAGGUAAUUCUUUCAGUCAGCACUGAGCUCUGGGUGUACAGCGGGGCAGAGAUGAAUCAGCACCCAGCUCCAGCUGUGCAGCCGGGCAGAGAUGAAUCAGCACCCAGCUCCAGCUGUGCAGCCGGGCAGAGAUGAAUCAGCACCCAGCUCCAGCUGUGCAGCCGGGCAGAGAUGAAUCAGCACCCAGCUCCAGCUGUGCAGCCGGGAAGAGAUGAAUCAGCACCCAGCUCCAGCUGUGCAGCCGGGCAGAAAUGAAUGAGAUGCAGUCGUGGCUCAUCCCACUGUCGGGGGGGCCGGGAACUGAAAACGACCCCAUCCAGUGAGGCCCGGCAGGCAUGGGCUGCUGGUGAGGGUGGCACCAGAGCUUGGGAUGGAGCCGAGUUGAGGGGACCUAGGGAAGGCAUCCUGGAGGAGGAGGCCAAGCCGAGAGAGCCUGGGAUGCCAGGGGCUGUGGGCAGGGACCAGCCUGGCAGGGGUGAGGAGCAUGGCUGAGGCUGGGGACCCGGAGUGGGCAUCUCUGGAGAUGCCAGGUGGGCUGAGAGGGUGGAAGGACAGUGAGGCCCAGCGAGACUCACCUAGCGCGUGCUGCACUGUGUGUGAAGCCACCAGACUUGGAAGGACCAUCGCCAGCUGGGCCAGAGCACUAGGGACCUACUCAAUGCCAUGAAUGUGUCAGGGUGGGUAGAACCAGGGCUACCUCUAGGCAACAAUGCACCACGCCCUAGUACCCACAGCCAGGGAAUCAGGGCCUGGGUAGCACUCGCCCAAUUGACAUGCGUGAGCUCUGUGCUCCUGCACCCGACAUGCGCAGGCUCCGUGCUCCUGCACCUGGUGUCCAUGGGCUCUGUACUCCUGCUGAGGCAGUGCUGGGCGUCGGCACUGAUCAUGGCCAAGGUUGGAGGAGGCGUCCCAUGGGAGGCCUGCAGGUCCCAGGAGGGUGGAAUCAAAGCAGCCAGCCUGAGCCCAGGGCGGAGGCUCUGCCUUCCCAACGGGGGCAGGACCCAGAAGAAGAGUGAGGCCACAGAGGCAGAUCCUGGCCAGGCCCCUGGAAGACAGCAAUGUGCUGAGAACCUUCCUUGAGAAAGAGUGGAGGCCCCAGUGACCACAGCAUCAUGACUGCUGAGGGACAGGACCAGAGAGUCUUCUUCCUAACUGCUCCCCUCUCCCUUUCUCCAUUUCCCCAUAAACCCUUGAAACAGAGGAGCCUGUGCAUGUGCUUGCCCUUGGGGCAGCCAAGAAGUGGCAGCAGAGAGGCCUGCCUUCCACAAGGCACAGGAGCAGGGACCACAAGUGACCUGGGAACACUGGCCCCAGCCUCCCUGCCUCCCUCUGUCUGCCCCGGCCUCCGCUUUAAGUCACACCCAACAGUUGUGAGAUGUCGGGGUUUCUGUUGCUAGGCAUUCCUGCUGCUGCGCAGCAGCCGGGGCUGGGACAAAGGAGUCGCUCUUCUAAUGUUUAAAACGCAAAGCAAACCACGUGUGGGCCCAGCCGGCCCUCAGGAGGAGCUGCCUUUCCUCGCGCUCCGCUGCUCCUCCCAUCUGACAACUCCCCCGACCUGCUGGGCACUGAGGCCUCUGCUGCGGGGGUUGCCGGUGCCACUUCCCCUCUCCACAGCCGUGCAGUGCCCGGCUCAGCUCACGUUCACAGUUCUUUCUGCCGCUGUAGCCGUGGACAGCAGCCUGGUUACAGUGGGAUGUGCAGCUGGCCGACCCCCUCUAGCCAUCCUGCAAGUCACUGCGAACGCCCUCACGCUCCAACAGCAAAGCCACUGGUCAGAAAGAGGCUGGGCUCCUGCACACCUGCCAGCGAUGGCUACCCGCGUCCAUCCUGUUCACUGAAGGGGAGCGGCUCCUGGAGGGUGAAGCCGCUGUGGUUUGAGGGUGAAGCCGCUGUCGUUUGAGCCCUCGGCCCGGACGCAUCUGAUUCACCAGCCACAGAAGCACGGAGGAGUCAAGAAUGGGAAGGACAGAAAUGGUUCCUGACCUCGGGAGCUGGAGGUUGAGUGGGUUGGUCUAAAAACCAACUGAAUAGAGCACGCCAAGAUGUCCCUUGUGACUGUCCCCUUCUACCAGAAGAGACAUAGGCACUUCGACCAGUCCUACCGUAAUAUUCAAACACGGUACCUGCUGGACGAAUAUGCAUCAAAAAAGCGAGCUUCCACCCAGGCAUCUUCCCAGAAGUCCUUGAGUCAGCGGUCGCCUUCACAGAGAGCCUCCAGCCAGACGUCCCUGGGAGGAACCAUCUGCAGGGUCUGUGCAAAGCGAGUCAGCACGCAGGAAGAUGAGGAGCAGGAGAACAGAAGCAGGUACCAGUCCCUGGUGGCCGCCUAUGGCGAGGCCAAGCGACAGCGCUUCCUCAGCGAGCUGGCCCACUUGGAGGAGGGUGUCCACCUGGCACGCUCCCAGGCCCGCGACAAGCUGGACAAAUACGCCAUUCAGCAGAUGAUGGAGGACAAGCUGGCCUGGGAGAGACACACAUUUGAAGAGCGGAUAAGCAGGGCUCCUGAGAUCCUGGUGCGGCUGCGAUCCCACACCGUCUGGGAGAGGAUGUCUGUGAAACUCUGCUUCACCGUGCAAGGAUUUCCCACGCCCGUGGUGCAGUGGUACAAAGAUGGCAGUCUGAUUUGCCAGGCGGCUGAACCGGGAAAGUACAGGAUUGAGAGCAACUAUGGCGUACACACACUGGAGAUCAACAGGGCAGACUUUGACGACACCGCGACAUACUCAGCAGUGGCCACCAAUGCCCACGGACAAGUGUCCACCAACGCGGCGGUGGUGGUGAGAAGGUUCCGGGGAGAUGAGGAACCAUUCCGUUCAGUGGGACUCCCGAUUGGAUUGCCCCUGUCAUCGGUGAUUCCGUACACGCACUUCGACGUCCAGUUUUUGGAGAAGUUUGGAGUCACCUUCAGGAGGGAAGGCGAGACGGUCACUCUCAAGUGCACCAUGCUGGUGACGCCGGACCUGAAGCGGGUGCAGCCGCGCGCCGAGUGGUACCGCGAUGACGUGCUGUUGAAAGAGUCCAAGUGGACGAAGAUGUUCUUUGGAGAAGGCCAGGCCUCCCUGUCCUUCAGCCACCUGCACAAGGACGACGAGGGCCUGUACACCCUGCGCAUCGUGUCUCGGGGCGGUGUCAGCGACCACAGCGCCUUCCUGUUUGUCAGAGAUGCUGACCCGCUGGUCACAGGGGCCCCCGGUGCACCCAUGGACUUGCAGUGCCACGACGCCAACCGGGACUACGUCAUCGUGACCUGGAAGCCGCCCAACACCACCACCGAGAGCCCCGUCAUGGGCUAUUUUGUGGACCGAUGUGAAGUAGGAACGAAUAAUUGGGUGCAGUGCAAUGAUGCACCGGUGAAAAUCUGCAAAUACCCGGUCACAGGGCUUUUUGAAGGAAGGUCUUACAUAUUCCGAGUGAGGGCAGUGAACAGUGCGGGCAUCAGCCGACCCUCCAGGGUCUCUGAUGCGGUGGCUGCACUUGACCCCUUGGACCUCAGAAGGUUACAAGCCGUUCACUUGGAGGGAGAGAAGGAGAUUGCCAUUUAUCAGGAUGACCUUGAAGGUGACGCCCAGGUUCCAGGGCCUCCCACCGGUGUGCACGCUUCUGAGAUCAGCAGAAACUAUGUCGUCCUCAGCUGGGAGCCACCCACUCCCCGUGGCAAGGACCCGCUCAUGUACUUCAUUGAGAAGUCCGUGGUGGGGAGCGGCAGCUGGCAGAGAGUCAACGCCCAGACGGCUGUGAGAUCCCCGAGAUAUGCCGUGUUUGACCUCAUGGAAGGGAAGUCAUACGUGUUCCGAGUGCUGUCUGCAAACCGGCAUGGCCUGAGCGAGCCUUCGGAGAUCACGUCCCCCAUUCAGGCCCAGGACGUGACCGUUGUCCCUUCUGCUCCGGGUCGAGUUCUUGCUUCCCGAAACACCAAGACGUCGGUCGUGGUGCAGUGGGACCGACCCAAGCACGAGGAGGACCUGCUGGGUUACUACGUGGACUGCUGUGUGGCCGGAACCAACCUCUGGGAGCCCUGCAACCACAAGCCCAUCGGAUACAACAGGUUCGUGGUGCACGGCUUAACCACGGGAGAGCAGUACAUCUUCCGAGUCAAGGCAGUCAAUGCUGUGGGGAUGAGUGAAAAUUCCCAGGAAUCAGACGUCAUAAAAGUGCAGGCCGCACUCACCGUCCCGUCCCAUCCUUAUGGGAUUACGCUCCUCAACUGUGACGGCCACUCCAUGACCCUCGGCUGGAAGGUCCCGAAAUUCAGCGGUGGCUCGCCCAUCCUGGGCUACUACCUGGACAAGCGUGAAGUUCACCAUAAAAACUGGCACGAGGUCAAUUCCUCACCCAGCAAACCGACAAUCCUAACGGUGGACAGCUUGACGGAAGGCUCACUCUACGAGUUCAAAAUCGCCGCCGUCAACCUGGCCGGCAUCGGGGAGCCCUCGGAUCCCAGUGAGCACUUCAAGUGUGAGGCCUGGACCAUGCCGGAGCCCGGUCCUGCCUACGACUUGACGUUCUGUGAGGUCAGGGACACGUCCUUGGUCAUGCUGUGGAAGGCCCCUGUGUACUCCGGCAGCAGCCCUGUUUCUGGAUAUUUCGUGGACUUCAGGGAGGAGGAUGCUGGAGAGUGGAUCACUGUCAAUCAGACGACAACGGCCAACCGUUAUUUAAAGGUCUCUGACCUGCAGCAAGGUAAGACCUAUGUCUUCAGGGUCCGGGCAGUCAAUGCAAAUGGCGUGGGGAAGCCCUCAGACACAUCGGAGCCCGUGCUGGUAGAGGCGAGACCAGGCACCAAGGAAAUCACUGCUGGUGUCGAUGAACAAGGCAACAUCUACCUGGGCUUUGACUGCCAGGAAAUGACAGACGCGUCUCAGUUCACCUGGUGUAAAUCCUACGAGGAGAUUUCAGAUGAUGAGAGGUUUAAAAUCGAAACCGUGGGGGAUCACUCCAAGCUGUACUUAAAGAAUCCGGAUAAGGAGGAUUUAGGGACUUACUCCGUGUCUGUAAGUGAUACAGACGGAGUGUCCUCCAGUUUUGUUCUGGACCCAGAAGAGCUCGAGCGUUUGAUGGCAUUGAGCAAUGAAAUAAAGAACCCCACAAUUCCUCUGAAAUCGGAAUUAGCUUAUGAGAUUUUUGAUAAGGGGCGGGUUCGCUUCUGGCUCCAGGCUGAGCACUUAUCACCAGAUGCCAGCUACCGAUUUAUUAUUAACGACAGAGAAGUCUCUGACAGCGAGAUACACAGAAUUAAAUGUGACAAAGCUACUGGCAUUAUUGAGAUGGUGAUGGAUCGAUUUAGUAUUGAAAAUGAGGGGACCUACACUGUGCAGAUUCAUGAUGGGAAAGCCAAAAGUCAGUCUUCUCUAGUUCUUAUUGGAGAUGCAUUCAAGACUGUGCUGGAAGAGGCUGAGUUUCAAAGGAAAGAAUUUCUCAGGAAACAAGGCCCUCAUUUUGCUGAGUACUUGCACUGGGAUGUCACCGAAGAAUGUGAAGUUCGACUUGUUUGCAAGGUUGCAAACACCAAGAAAGAAACCGUUUUCAAAUGGCUCAAGGAUGAUGUUCUGUAUGAAACGGAGACACUGCCUAACCUGGAGAGGGGAAUCUGUGAGCUGCUCAUCCCAAAGUUGUCAAAGAAGGACCACGGUGAAUACAAGGCAACCUUGAAAGAUGACAGAGGGCAAGAUGUGUCCGUCCUUGAAAUAGCUGGCAAAGUGUAUGAUGAUAUGAUUUUGGCAAUGAGUAGAGUCUGUGGGAAAUCUGCUUCGCCACUGAAGGUACUCUGCACCCCAGAAGGAAUACGACUUCAGUGUUUCAUGAAGUAUUUUACAGAAGAAAUGAAAGUGAACUGGUGUCACAAAGAUGCUAAGAUCUCAUCCAGUGAGCAUAUGAGAAUCGGGGGGAGUGAAGAGAUGGCCUGGCUGCAGAUAUGUGAGCCGACCGAGAAGGAUAAAGGAAAAUACACUUUUGAGAUUUUCGAUGGCAAAGAUAACCAUCAACGCUCCCUCGACCUGUCCGGACAAGCUUUUGAUGAAGCAUUUGCAGAGUUCCAGCAACUCAAAGCUGCUGCUUUUGCAGAGAAGAAUCGUGGCAGGUUGAUUGGCGGCUUGCCUGACGUGGUGACCAUCAUGGAAGGGAAGACCUUGAAUCUGACCUGCACGGUGUUUGGAAACCCUGACCCCGAAGUGAUUUGGUUCAAGAACGACCAGGACAUCCAGCUCAGCGAGCACUUCUCAGUGAAGGUGGAGCAGGCCAAGUACGUCAGCAUGACCAUCAAAGGCGUGACCUCCGAGGACUCGGGCAAGUACAGCAUCAACAUCAAGAACAAGUAUGGCGGGGAGAAGAUCGACGUGACGGUGAGCGUGUACAAACACGGGGAGAAGAUCCCGGACAUGGCCCCGCCCCAGCAAGCCAAGCCCAAGCUCAUCCCGGCGUCUGCCUCCGCGGCAGGCCAGUGAAGGCGUUUUCCUAGCCUGGAGAUGGGAAAAUAUGCUUGGCAGAGACAGGAAUGCUGUGUGCUUGUUCCAAAGGAGCAGCUGGCAUCCGAGUGGUGUCCUGUGUGGGCUGAUAGUUGAUCACACAUUGUGCUUUUGAUUUUUGCAUUUGGUGAUGAAUAUUUUAUACCCGUCUAAGGGAGAAAGCUAAUGUUUUCCACAAGACUGAACAACGUGUAUUUACACGAGGGCAGACGGCAGAUGCCUGACAGAGAGUGGGUUGGCAGACAACACACUAGCAUUUUCACGGGUGUGGGCACAUGGGUGUGGCACCUGGACGUGUGCAGCAUGUGGCGGUCUGUGUGAAGCCACCGUGCUUCUCUUUGGGGGGCCGUGAGAUCUAGCAUCUCUGAAAUCCUGGCUGUGGAGGCUUUGAAGCAUGCGUUACCUGGUUAAGCUUGUUUUCUCUUGCUUUAGGCGAAUAAAACUUUAAAAAUCA